CGACGAUAGAGCUUGCACAAAAUGUCGGCUAUGACGGAGGAAAUAACCGGCAACUGGCACUACUAUGUGUAUAUAUCAAUAACAUUGGUUCCAGUCUAUUUGACAUUUCAGCUCAUUAAGUUUUUGGGCUGGCAACUAUUUGUGAACAACUGAGCAAAUAGCCAACGCACAGCCAACAUCACAGACAUCAACACAGCAUCAACAACACCAACAACAACAACACCAACACCAACAACACUUAACAGUCAACAGCGAGCAGUGAGCAGCCAGCACAGCGGAGUCAUAAUCACAAUUGAAAUUGGAAUUGCAGUUGCUGAGUUUGGAGCUGAAGCCGAAGUUGGGAACUGCUGUUCUAAAAGGUGCGUAGUCACUUGAAGGCAGUCGCCGCUGUCAGUCGAAAGUCGUUGAGUGCGCGUAAAGGACCGUUGUGUAGGACUCUGAGCACUGCAGGCUCAGCCCAAUUUUGAGCUCCAGGCAGACAGUCAGCCAGGCAGUCGUUGCAUCCAUACACAAACCACGCUCACUGACAAGGACCCAUCCGGACGACACGCUGGGAAUACGAAAUAAAAAAAAAAAUAAUAAUAAUAAAAACUAAAAAUUGAAGCGAGAAG
Messenger RNA from Drosophila navojoa, 611 nucleotides. RefSeq lists its product as uncharacterized. Lineage: Eukaryota; Metazoa; Arthropoda; Insecta; Diptera; Drosophilidae. The record is from RefSeq and is a predicted model, not a curated record.